This is a messenger RNA of Tarenaya hassleriana, 1249 nucleotides long. RefSeq names its product probable glucan endo-1,3-beta-glucosidase BG1. The record is from RefSeq and is a predicted model, not a curated record. NCBI's taxonomy places the organism in Eukaryota, Viridiplantae, Streptophyta, Magnoliopsida, Brassicales, Cleomaceae. Gene Ontology annotation, cellular component: plasma membrane. Gene Ontology annotation, biological process: carbohydrate metabolic process. The transcript has 2 exons. Gene Ontology annotation, molecular function: hydrolase activity, hydrolyzing O-glycosyl compounds. Bases 43 to 1065 code for a protein of 340 amino acids.
AAGACCGUUCCUUUUCUUCUUCUUUGUUUUUUUAAUAUAGAUAUGGAGCUCGGUUUCUUCUCUUGUUCCACAACCCUAACCCUAAUUCUUGCCCUACUCAUCGCCGGUUCCACUUUCACAGAUGCACAAGUUGGAGUAUGUUAUGGAAGGAAUGGGGAAAGCCUCCCAUCCGCGACAGAGACAGUGGAGCUGUUCAAGCAAAAAAACAUAAGAAGGAUGAGACUCUACAGUCCCGACCGCGACGUCCUCGACGCCUUACGAGGCUCCGACAUCGAGCUCAUGUUAGAUCUCCCCAAUCCCGACCUCCAACGCGUGGCCUCCAGCCAAUCCGAGGCCGACACAUGGGUCAGGGACAACGUCGUCAACUACGCCGACAACGUCAAGUUCCGGUACAUCUCUGUGGGGAACGAGGUGAAAAUCACCGAUUCGUACGCUCAGUUCCUCGGUCCGGCCCUCGAAAACAUCGAUAGAGCAGUUUCCGGGGCUGGACUCGGCGGAAGGAUCAAAGUCUCGACGGCCAUCGACACCGGAGUUCUCGCAGAGUCGUCGCCUCCUUCGAGAGGAUCGUUCAAAGGGGAAGUAAUGGUGCUGAUGGAUCCGAUCAUACGUUUCUUGGUGAACAAGCAAUCGCCUCUUCUCGUAAACCUCUACCCUUACUUCAGCAUCCUCUACAACGGUCAAAUCCCGUUGGAAUUCGCCCUUUUCGAGGCUUCUCCAGGGUUCGUAUCCGAUCCUCCGAACUCGUACCAAAACCUCUUCGACGCCAUACUCGACGCUGUGUAUUCUGCGCUCGAGAAAUCGGGCGGAGGAUCGUUGGAAAUCGUCGUCUCGGAGACUGGAUGGCCGACGGGAGGAGGAGGACCAUCGAGCGUGGAGAAUGCGAGGAAAUACAAUAACAAUCUGAUGCAAAAUGUGAAAAACGGGACACCGAAGAGGCCAGGGAGGGAAAUAGAGACUUAUAUAUUCGCAAUGUAUGACGAGAACAAGAAGGAUCCCGAGUACGAGAAGUUCUGGGGAUUGUUUCUUCCCGACAAGCAACCUAAGUAUGACGUGAACUUCAACUGAAACAUACGAUGAAAACAGAUUAUAAUAUAUCAUACAUACAUAUGUGUACGUAUACGUGUGUAGCUAUAUACGGAUGCACGUAACGUUAUGAUUGGAAUAAAUAAUGCAAGGAAUGUAACAGCAAUGAUUCAAAUAGAUAUAGAUUUAUAUAGCCUGUGUUUGUGUACGAUGGAAUAAAAAAGAC